AUGACUGACCCAGGCUUUCAGCCUCAAGAGUACGUAGUCAAUGACGUCUUCGAUACCCGUGUGUCGAAGUCUCGGCGCAUGUACGUGAAGGAGUACAAGAAGAUCGGCGAGGGUGCAUUCGGCACAGUUGUUGAGGCCAUGGUGGCCGAGGUGGACGAAAACGGUCAACAGAAGGAGAACCCAUUUGGUCCCUUUGCUAUCAAGCGCGUUUUGGCCCAGACCGAGUACAAGUGCCGUGAGUUGGAGAUCUUGCGCCUGGUGAUCCACCCCAACAUUGUGCGCUUGCGGUAUUUUUUCGACCGCAAGAGUCGAACAGAUGGAAAGAUCUAUCAAAACUUGACCAUGGAGUGUUUGCCCUCCAACUUGCAAAACGAAAUUAAAUAUUACCGUGGCUCUAGAUACACCAUUCCAUACCCCCACAUGAAGGCAUAUACAUUCCAAUUGGCCCGUGCCAUGAUGUACUUGCAUGGCUUCAGCAUUUCCCACCGUGACAUAAAACCAUCGAACAUCUUGGUGGAUCCAUCCAAAGUGAAAUUGAAGAUCUGCGAUUUCGGAAGCGCUAAGCAAUUGGAGCCCAACGCCCCCUCUGUGAGCUACAUCUGUUCUAGAUACUACCGUGCCCCAGAAUUGAUUGUUGGAUGCACUGUUUACACUACCAAGAUUGACAUCUGGGGUCUCGGGUGCGUUAUUGCCGAGAUGUUCCUCGGAAAGCCAAUAUUCCAAGGGCUGACAUCUGAACUACAACUCAAAGAAAUCUCCAAAUUGUUGGGUCCCCCUCCAAACACAUUCUUUUUCAAGAGCAAUCCUCAGUACCACGGAAACAUGUUUUCCACGAAACUUUUCACUUGCUCUGUACAAGAGCGGUUUAAGCUGAUCUUCUGCAACUCGCCAGAUGAUGUCAUUGACUUGUUGCUCAAGGUCCUUGUCUACGACCCUGAGUUCCGUGCCACCGCAGCCUCUGUUUUGGUGCACCCAUUCUUUGAUGAGCUAAAAGAGAGUAAUUUCCACGUAUACCCCCGUGGCUCCAGUGAGCCUCUCAGAAUGGAUCUCUAUGAUUUCAGCGAAGUAGAGCUUAAUUUCAUGGGCGAUUUGAAGCAAAAACUCCUUAGCCGGCCUUAA
Messenger RNA from Australozyma saopauloensis, 1119 nucleotides. Its product is annotated as serine/threonine/tyrosine protein kinase. The transcript has a single exon. The record is from RefSeq and is a predicted model, not a curated record. Gene Ontology annotation, biological process: protein phosphorylation; signal transduction. Gene Ontology annotation, cellular component: cytoplasm. Bases 1 to 1119 code for a protein of 372 amino acids. Lineage: Eukaryota; Fungi; Ascomycota; Pichiomycetes; Serinales; Metschnikowiaceae. Gene Ontology annotation, molecular function: protein serine/threonine kinase activity; ATP binding; protein serine/threonine/tyrosine kinase activity.